Molecule: messenger RNA, 3849 nt
Organism: Myotis myotis
Lineage: Eukaryota; Metazoa; Chordata; Mammalia; Chiroptera; Vespertilionidae
Gene: GPR153
Product: G protein-coupled receptor 153
Exons: 6
Coding region: 316-2121 (601 amino acids)
Biological process (GO): G protein-coupled receptor signaling pathway
Cellular component (GO): membrane
Molecular function (GO): G protein-coupled receptor activity
Source: RefSeq, a predicted model, not a curated record
CGCGGCCGAGUCAGCGGAGCCGAGCAGAACGCUCCGGCCACGGCGGCCACCGCCAGGAUGCUCCGGCCCUCGGGCCGCCCCGCCGCCAGCCACCCCCGCCGGCCCCGGCGGCCCGCGCUCGGCCCGGGGGCGCGGGAGCCACAGCCGGAGCCGGAGCCGGAGGCGGGAGCGGCGGGCGGGCGCCCUGGACGCGGGAACGCACGAUGCUCCUGGUCCCUGGUGUCCCCGGGCCGCUGGGUGUGAGGGCAGCUGCUCUGAGCCGAGGCCUGGCUGCGAGGAGGAUGCCCCGGCCGCCCGCCCGCUCCCGCCUGCACCAUGAGUGAGGAGCAGCGGCCGCCUGGCAGCGCCGUGGGCUGGCUGGCGUGCGGGGGCCUCUCCCUGCUGGCCAACGCCUGGGGCAUCCUCAGCGUGGGCGCCAAGCAGAAGAAGUGGAAGCCGCUGGAGUUCCUGCUGUGCACGCUGGCGGCCACGCACAUGCUCAACGUGGCGGUGCCCAUCGCCACCUACGCCGUGGUGCAGCUGCGGCGGCAGCGCCCGGGCUACGAGUGGAACGAGGGCCUCUGCAAGGUCUUCGUGUCCACCUUCUACACCCUCACCCUGGCCACCUGCUUCUCCGUCACCUCCCUGUCCUACCACCGCAUGUGGAUGGUCCGCUGGCCCGUGAACUACAGGCUGAGCAACGCCAAGAAGCAGGCGGUGCACACGGUCAUGGGCAUCUGGAUGGUGUCCUUCACCCUGUCGGCCCUGCCUGCCGUCGGCUGGCACGACACGAGCGAGCGCUUCUACGCCCACGGCUGCCGCUUCAUCGCGGCCGAGAUCGGCCUGGGCUUCGGCGUCUGCUUCCUGCUGCUGGUGGGGGGCAGCGUGGCCAUGGGCGCCGUGUGCACAGCCAUCGCCCUCUUCCAGACGCUGGCCGCACGGGCGGGCCGCCGGGCCUUCACGGUGCCCACCAUCGUGGUAGAGGACGCGCAGGGCAAGCGCCGCUCCUCCAUCGAGGGCUCCGAGCCCGCCAAGACCUCGCUGCAGAUCACGGGCCUGGUGGCCACCAUUGUCUUCAUCUACGACUGCCUCAUGGGCUUCCCCGUGCUGGUGGUGAGCUUCAGCAGCCUGCGGGCAGACGCCUCGGCACCCUGGAUGGUGCUGUGCGUGCUGUGGUGCUCCGUGGCCCAGGCCCUGCUGCUGCCCAUCUUCCUCUGGGCGUGCGACCGCUACCGCGCCGACCUCAAAGCCGUCUGGGAGAAGUGCACCGCGCUCAUGGCCAACGACGAGGAUUCGGGCGAUGACACCAGCCUGGAGGGGGGCCUGCCCCAGGACCUGGUGCUGGAGCGCUCCCUGGACUACAGCUGUGGGGGCGACUUUGUGGCCCUGGACAGGAUGGCCAACUACGAGCUGCCCCUGGAGGGGGCCCUGCCCCAUCUCUACCCGCUGGGGCCCUUGCAGGAGGACAAGAUGCAGUACCUGCAGGUCCCGCCCACGCGACGCUUCUCGCACGAAGAUGCGGACCUCUGGGCCGUGGUGCCGCUGCCCGCCUUCCUGCCGCGCUGGGGCUCCGGCGAGAACCUGGCCGCCCUGGUGCAGGCCGCUGGGCCCCACCGGCGCCGCGACGGCCCGCGGGCCCCCGCGGAGGACGCGCCCCCGUUCCGCCCGCGCCGCCGCUCCGCCGAGAGCCUGCUGCCGCUGCGCCGCCCGGGGCUGGACGGCGGCCCGCGCCGCGCUCGCAGCUCGCCCCCCGGCAGCCCGCGCCGCCGCCCCGGGCCCGGCGCCCGCUCGGCCUCGGCCUCGCGGCUGCCCGACGCCUUUGCGCUGACCGCCUUCGAGCGGGAGCCGCAGGCCCUGCGCCGCCCGCCCGCCCCGCCGGCCCCCGACGCCCCGGCCCCCGCCCCGCUCGGCGAGGACGCGGCGCCCCCUGGCGGCCCCGGCGCGCGGCGGAGUCCCGGGCCGCACCCGGCCGCGCAUGCGCACGUCCGGCCCCCGCUGCCGGGCCUGAGCGCGUCGUGGGGCGAGCCCGCGGGCCUGCACGUGGCGGGCGGCGGCGGCAGCACCAGCAGCUUCCUGAGCUCGCCGUCCGAGUCCUCGGGCUACGUCACGCUGCCCUCGGACUCGCUGGGCUCCGCGACCUAGGGCCGCCCCUGGGCCAAAGCACCAAAGAUGCCCGCUGCCCCCCAGCUCGGGGCAGGGCCAGCCCUCGGGGCGAAGGGGCGAAGCCUUGUCCCCGUGAUGCGGGCAUUGCCCGAGGGCGACAGCUGCCCUGGACGACUGUGCGGGGCACUUGGUCUGGGCUUGGGUAAAGGAGGCCCUGCACGCGCCCAGCGCUUCCAGACGGGGAGCCCCAGGACAGGCCACCCCCAGACGAAACAGAGCCCCGCUCCACCCGGCACUAACCCGUCCCGCCUCUGCGGUGGGGCGCAGAGGUCUAAGCACAGGGUCUUCGGAGCCCAAGCAAGCUCAGAGCAGCCUCCCUGCCGACCGUCCUGCCUCUGCGUCCCCAUCUGUGAGGCAGGCGACCAGGGUAACUCAGGACUGAACAAGUGCUGGUCCCAGUGCUCUGACCACGGAGCGGACAGGGCGGGAGAGGUAGUCUCAGGCCCUCCGCGGCCCCAGGCCUGAGGCCUCCUGCUCUCUGCCCCUGGCCCCUAGCCCCUUGGGAACUCACCACACACACCCCUACUAAAGCACAACUCACACAUCCUCGCGGUUGGCACCACCCCCACCUUGCCACUGUUACGUCCUCACCGCCUGUCCCCACACGGUGGCCGGCUCUGUGACUACCACCACGGAGGCCGUGGGUCCCCGGUGGGAAGGACUGGAGCGAAGGAGAGUGGGCUUUCUUACUCUGCCCCCCCUGCCCCAUCCCCGCCCUACAGGUGUGGCCCACAGCCUCCCAGGUUCUGACAGGGUUCCCCCCUCUCCCCACCUGGACAGGGCUCUUCUUUGCUCUCCCUCCUGGCAGACCCCUUGCAGGCCUGGGCUUUGGCAUGGGCCCUGGGGAAGGGCCUGCUGGGUCUUCUGUAGGAGAAGCCCCUAGGCACAGGCUCAGGAGAGGCCCAGGAGCAGCUGUGACCUUGAGUGGCAGACGGGCAAGUGCAGAGGCUGUCUGGUCCCCGCCCCAGCCUUCAUGCAGUGGCCCCGACACAUGCAGCCUGGACCAGGCCCGGGGCCAGCGCGGAGCCUGCCUGCUCACAUCCCCUCCCACCCUGCCCCUGCCCCUCCUGUGGCCAGACCUCCCUCCGCACACCCCAGACUGGUCCCAGCCCCAGACUAGGCCACUGGGAGGAGGGAGGAGGGAGGAGGAGGGACUGCCUGGCUCCAUCUCUGCCUCAGAGGCCCCCGCAGCCCCUGGCUGUGGGGUAACCUUGGGGGAUGAGCUGGCCACGGGUGAGCAAGGCAGGGGACUGCUGUCCAGCCCGGUCAGUACUGCUGUGCCUUCCAGGACUGACCCGUCAUGAGGUGAUCAGCUAGCCACCGCCCCCCGCCCCCCCUCAGGCUGGCCCAUUUGUCACCUUGGGGUUUUUACUUUCCUAUCCAGCGGCAAUACUUACAGGGGGACAUGGCACCCCAGAGUCUCUCUAGUCCUGGUUUUUACAAAAUUAGAAGAGACAGGACCCCAAGCGGAGGGCCCUGGGGCCUGGACCCUCUCACACUCUGUGUGGCCCCCAGGCCCAUUUGCUGCGUUGAUAGCAGCCUGACCCUGGGCUUAGCGGGGCGGGGUUCUGUCUUCAUACCCACCCCCAGCCCAAAGCCAGGGAUCCGUUCAUAGUUUUUUUUGUUUUGUUUCUUUUUGGGUUUUUUUGACAACUAAGCAUUUCUCUCUGUACAGACCCAAUAAAACCUCCUGUGAUUUGCACCUGG